Molecule: messenger RNA, 3062 nt
Organism: Planococcus citri (citrus mealybug)
Lineage: Eukaryota; Metazoa; Arthropoda; Insecta; Hemiptera; Pseudococcidae
Gene: sro
Product: SDR family oxidoreductase shroud
Exons: 4
Coding region: 343-1320 (325 amino acids)
Biological process (GO): steroid metabolic process
Cellular component (GO): intracellular membrane-bounded organelle
Molecular function (GO): oxidoreductase activity
Source: RefSeq, a predicted model, not a curated record
CUGAUAAUUUUUUUCAACGAAAAUUGAAAAAUCAAAAUCAAAAUUUGAAAGUUUUGGUUAUGUUCUGGUGAAAAACGAUUUCAUUUUAAUAAUUCCAUGCUGAAAUUAACGCUCAAUUUCGUGAAACAAUUUCAAAAAUGGGCUGGUGUUCUAUUGAAGCUGUGUUUGAAAACGAAACUCUAAUCAAUGAGAAUUUUUGAUAAGGUCUGAUAAGACCAACCGAGCUUUCAAACUUUCGACGUUCAAGAUGAUUCUCGGUUCAAUGAAUAUUCGAAACAUUCUCUGGAGGUAAAUGAGCUGAAUUCACUUUCAGAAGUAAAGAUCAACUUUCAUAAAUUCAUAAUGUUGCUUGAAAUUUUAAUCUGUAUCUGUUUCACAUUAGUCUUACUAUGGUUGAAUCGUUUUUCAAAAAAAUACUCGCCAGCUAAAAACCAGGCUGUUUUGAUCACCGGAUGUGAUUCUGGUAUAGGAUUUUCAACAGCUAAAUACUGUCAUGAAAUUGGUUUCACUGUUUUUGCAGCAUGUCUGAACGAAGGAAGCGAAGGUUGUGUUCAGCUCAAAAAACUCGGAGACGUUUUUACGGUGAAGCUGGAUGUCACAUCCAGCGAAAGUAUCAAAAAGGCUUUAACUCACGUCAAUAAUGUCUUGAGAGCGAAUCCUGGAAUAUCUUUGAAAACACUCGUGAAUAAUGCCGGAGUAAUGGUGUUUGGAGAAUUUUCUUGGCAGACGGAAGCUCAAAUUCGAAAUCAAGUCACGAUCAACUUAAUUGGAGCGAUGAAUGUUACCAAUGCCUUCAUGUCUCAUAUUCGUCGGAAUAAAGGUCGUAUUAUAAAUAUCUGUAGUCAUUGUUCAUUGGAGGCUUUGCCUGGUUUAUCAGUUUAUGCUGCGUCUAAAGCAGGUCUUUUAGCAUGGACUAAUGCUCUGCGAGUUGAAAUGAAGAAAUUUCAAGUUUCAGUUAUCGCUUUCAUACCUGGUUCGUAUCCUCAAGAUACCAAAAUCUUCGCCCAGCAUGAACGUUAUGUGAAAGAAAUGAGUGAAAAUAUGUCACCGGAGGAUUGGAAUUUAUAUAAAGAUUACUUCAACGAAUACAACUACUAUUUGAGUUUCAUUUCGAAACCUACAGAAUGCCGUCCAAUUGAAAAUUAUUACUUUUAUAGUAUUUUAAACUCAGCUUUACUUUGCGUUUACCCUAAAGCUCGUUAUUGUUAUUCUCCAGCACGAUAUUUCUUCUAUCAUUCUUUAUUCAAAAUAAGUCCAGUUUUUAUUCGUGAUUGGUUGGUGUUGAAAUUUGUCAAUAUGCCAUCGUGGAAAACAAAAUGAAUUGAUUGUUCUCGUAAAAGAAUGAAUAAAGAGCCCUAUGAGUGAGACUACUUGAAUAAAAAGUGCAAUAUAAUUUGAAAAAAAAAUUUAAUCAACUUUCAAAGUUUUCAACUAUAGCAAUAAUAAAAUUGUAUUAAAAAUAAUAUUAUUAGAUAAUCAUAUCGUAAAUUAUAUGCUUGCAACAAUGAAUAAUCAUGUAGAAAAUGUUAAUAACAUGAAAAUGGAAUGCGAGUGUGACUGCUUGUUUUAUGCGUUUCAAGUAUCACGAUUCACGAUUACCUUCUUGAUGAACAAAAGCUUCAUUGACGAAUGGAUUCUCAUCAUAAGGUACUUCGUAACUUAAUUUAUCUAAGAUAAUCAUAAAUAAGAAAAACGCGAUGAAUAGAAAUGUGCCCAUAACAAAGUAGCGACGAUACUUGUGUCGGAAGUAGAAUUGAAAAUAUCUAGAAUUCCUGGCGCACCUGUUGAUAAAAUCAAACGAUGAUUUCAUGCUUUUUGUUUUCAAGAAAAACAUAAAUGAACUGAAUAUAGUGUACAAAUACUCACACAUGCCAUUUAUUAAUCCGUUCCGUCAUUGUUCUCCUUUCAUACUUAUUUUCAUCGCGAUCGACGGAACUAUUCGUCAAUUUUUUAGUUUCGGUGGAAUGAGUUAAUCGCCUAGGUACAUUAUCUGGGAAUUGUUUCACUGCAAAAGUAAUAAAAUCAUUAGUUGGAACUCGAUCGAUUUAUACGUAUCUCAUCAAGUCAUCAUUAACGAUAUAAAUUCUUACCAAACAUAUUAUUUUUUCUGUACGGUUCGUUGUUGGUUUCACCGAUUUGUAAAAUGGUAUCAUUUGUUCUAUUUUCGAAAUACGAAUCGUUAUUACUAACAUUCGUGAACUUUUCUUCUGGUUUGAUUUCUUCUGAAGCUGGUAACUAUGGAAAUACAAAAUACAUAAGUUGAUUUCGGAAUCCAUAACGCGAUCGAUUCAGAAUUCAUGAUUUCUCACCAAAGGCAUUCCUAAACCAGCUCGAGCCCAAUUCACACUUCUCAAUUUCUCAAAAAGAAUAUCAGCUACUGGAGAAACAAGAUUAGCUGGAGGAAAUAGAGGGUUGGCACAUGAUGGACAAGUAUAUCCAGCUGGAGCAGUUGUAGGAGGUAACUGUCGCUCGUAAUGAUCCAAGCAAUGCCAAUGAAACACAUCUAUACAGAAGAUUUUUUCAAAAUUAUUCGUCAAAUUUGUUCAUUAUUAAACCUGUAUCUGAAAUCGAAUGACUUACGAUAACAUAUCAAUCUGAUGCAUUCCUCGUCGCUCAGCUUUUUGGUACAUAAUUCGCAAAUUGGAUUAUAAUCUCCGUCUUGUAACCACUUCAAAUAGGACAGAACUAUACACUGGAAAUCGAGCUUUGAUUAGUAUACAUUUUUUUACAAAUUAUUGAUUGUACCAGUUUCUUAUCAACUUACUUUUGGAUGAUUAGUUACCAUACAGUUUUCGCAUACAUUGACCCUAUGUUCGUAGCAGAAUUGAUUGGUGACUUUACGUUUAGGACAUUUACAUAACCCCAUUAUUUUUGAACGAAAUCGUAACUGCUGCUGAUGAGAAAGUAAGAUGAAAAUAUACAAGUUUUCACUACACCAUGCAAGUUUGAACUUUACGUUAAAACGCAACUAGCGAAAAAUAUAUAAUUUUGAGAAUGAUUAGUCAUUCGUUUCGAUUCAUUUAGAUCGUGUUUUUUCUUCGAAUUAAAUAAAUUUCGACGAA